This is a messenger RNA of Solanum dulcamara, 836 nucleotides long. RefSeq names its product ubiquitin-conjugating enzyme E2 2. Gene Ontology annotation, molecular function: ubiquitin conjugating enzyme activity. Gene Ontology annotation, biological process: DNA repair; protein polyubiquitination; proteasome-mediated ubiquitin-dependent protein catabolic process. NCBI's taxonomy places the organism in Eukaryota, Viridiplantae, Streptophyta, Magnoliopsida, Solanales, Solanaceae. The coding region runs from base 141 to 599 and encodes 152 amino acids. The record is from RefSeq and is a predicted model, not a curated record. The transcript has 6 exons.
CUCAAUACACUAUAUAUUAUUCCUCUCUGUCUUUUCGUUCUCUCUCCUUCUCCCGGGGCAGCUCCGAGAGAACACAAAACACAGGACCUUGGCUCUGAACCCUACCUCACCACCUUUUUUCCUCGGCAUCGUUGGUUACAAUGUCGACUCCAGCUAGAAAGAGGUUGAUGAGGGAUUUCAAGAGGUUGCAGCAGGACCCUCCUGCUGGUAUUAGUGGUGCACCUCAAGACAACAACAUUAUGCUUUGGAAUGCUGUGAUAUUUGGUCCUGAUGACACUCCUUGGGAUGGUGGUACGUUCAAGUUGACUCUUCAAUUCUCUGAGGAUUACCCCAAUAAGCCACCAACUGUGCGGUUUGUUUCUCGCAUGUUUCAUCCUAAUAUUUAUGCUGAUGGAAGUAUAUGUUUGGAUAUUCUUCAAAAUCAAUGGAGUCCAAUAUAUGAUGUUGCAGCUAUACUUACAUCCAUUCAGUCAUUGCUGUGUGAUCCAAACCCCAAUUCACCUGCAAAUUCUGAAGCAGCUCGGAUGUUCAGUGAGAAUAAAAGGGAGUACAAUCGCAGAGUGAGAGAAAUUGUGGAGCAGAGCUGGACUGCAGACUGAUUGUAUGGACAAAAGAUGUCCUUGCAGACCUCAGAUCAAUAGCACCAUGGCUCAUCUCUGUUAUAUUUAUGGAUUGAAACCUCCUCUUUGGAAUUUUAUUUUAAUGGAACUCAUUUGUUUGGUCCUAGUAUUCUGGUUAGGUUUUAUUGCUUAAUUGCCAUUUGCUGCAUUGCAUUGACAAGCUCCUGUAAAAUAUGGAUGUGCGUUUUGGUUUAGAAAUGCAAGAAACUUCCCAUA